GGAAGAUUUGCGCAACUUUUCCCAACCAUGGCCGAAGUUCCACCAGUGCCGGAGCCUAGCGCUGCAGCGGCAGAUGCGCCUGCAGCCGGGAUGGAGCAGGUGGAUGAGCAACCUCUUCGUGAUCAGCCUCCUUCGGGGCAACCUCUUCCUGAUCAACCUGCUUCGCUACAGCCAUCACUAGCCCGUGCAAAGGACAUGUAUGCCAAACACAAUGGUUUGGAACCUUCUGCAGUUACUGAGGAGAUGCUUGUGAACAGUGAUCUGGGGGUGGAAGGAUGGGCAUGCCAUGGAAUGGAUUGCAAAGCCCGAGGGCCGAUGGGGAACCAAAUGUACCGCCAGAUCAAGAAGCACCCAAAGGCUUCCGAGUCCUACAAGUGGCUUUUCGACAACUUGAAGCUGAAGUUUCGACAGUCUUGGGCCAUGCACAAGAACUUUGACUUCAUCAGCACAAAGAGGAUCCACACUAUCUCCACCAAGACCAAACAGGAGGAGGUGGGGACGUGGAAGAACAAGCUACAGCUCGAAGCCCACUACGGGGGGGUUGGGAUUCCAGAAGCAGUGCGGCAGGCUGAGAACUACAUCAAGAACUGCUUCAAGUUCAAGGAGAUCUUUGUCAUGCACAACACAUGGACCGAUGCUGAGAACUACUUGCUGGUGGAGAAACUUGUUUCAAAAACCGAGGAGGAAGCAUGGAAGGAAGUGGCAGAAAAAUGUGACGGCAGUGGCACCUACGAGACUGAGAGCUACAAGUGCAAGGCUAUCCGCAAGUACGCCAUCUACAAUGGACUCGCUGUCGAAGCCGUCACUCUCGAGACAGUGCAAUCUUCGCCAGCAGGGCUGGUUGGGUGGGCAGAGAUGAAUGUGGUUGUUCCCGGCAUUGACUCCACUCCCAAGCCACCUGCAACCCCACAGGCAGCAGCAGCAGUUCCAAGUGAAAAUGCAGCCACGGAGCCGGAGAAGAGCAAGGGGAAGGGGAAGAACAAACGUGGCAGAGGCAAGGAGCAAGAGUCUCAGGAACAAAGCACUCGCAAGACACCGAGGACAAAGGCAAAGAAAGAAUUGUCCGGGAUUCAGACUGCAGAGGCCAGCGCCAAAGAGAUUUUGCAGUUCUUGCAAAUGAGCCAGCAAGUCAUGGAAAAAGUUGCAGGCUCAGGGGACGAGCUGCCCUCCGAAUGGAAAUGGGCACGUGCUUUCUUGGAAGACUUCCAUCAGAACAUGGCCCGCUUCAAGGAAGCCCUGAAGCCGGCAGAUGGAGAUGAGCUCACCGACUUCGUCGAUGAAUUGAAACUCAACAUUCUCGGCAAGGGUGGCUUCAAGUCGUUGAAGAAGAGCUACGGCAAUCGCUAUGAGGCUAUGCUGACCCUCUUCGUUGACCGCUGCUAUAGCAUUGGCUCUACGUUGAAUUCCAUCGCUACGAAGGUUCACAACAUGGCCCAGGCUUCGAUUGCUCCCAAGGAGAUUACUUCCAAGAGGUACCGAAGAACUUUGCCAAUGUGGGUGCAGGGGGUGGUGCAGCUUGUUGUUCGCAUCGAAUCCAUUGACAUGAGAUCCCAGCUCUACCGGAAGUUGGUCUACAAGAAGAAAUUCCGAGGCCGUGGCUUGGUCUCCGAUUUCCCCACGCUUGGGCUGAAGAAAGGUAGCCGCCUUUUGCCAACGGCAGAAAUUCCAGAUGUUGGGCAAUUUGAGUUCUUGACACCCCCUUUUACAACUUCGUGGUGGGUAGGUGCUGAUGAUGCACGCCUUGUGCAUGAUUGCCCUCUCCUACAACUUUCAGGGGUUGGUUUGGAGAUGUGGUCUCUAGAUAUCAUGCACAGCUGGCACUUGGGGCCUCUUCAAUUGCUAGUGAGUUUGGCUUUCAACUUCUGUCUCGAUUCUGGCUUAUGGGCUCCCACUUCAACUGGAUUGGAUGCUGCAGAAAAACGUAAGCUCAGCCUAUUUGCAAUCAAAGCGGAACUCUUCCAGUUUUACCGGGAUCAGAAAAAGGACCCUUCAUGGGUUGGAAAAUCUUCAGAAGUCUGGAACUUGACCCUCACGAUGCUCGGGACAACCGAUAGUCCCAGCCUCCAUGCGAAGGCAGCAGAAUCUCACGGCUUGGCUCUCUUCGUGCGGCACCUGUUGGAGAAAAGCAUCCCAUCUUUUGAGGAAAAGUUGCCCCAUGAGAAAGCUAGGCGAGGGAAAUUUCUUUUGGAAGCUGCAAAGGCAGCCGAAAAAUUGGAUCAAAUUUUUUCUGGCGAGAAUCGAACUUUAUCCCGUUCACAAAGUCAAGAGGCUUUGGGGGCUUAUUCUCGGUUUUUGUCCUUUUUCAGCAAAGCUGAAGGGCCAUUGACACCCAAAUGCCAUUUUAUGUUUCACUUGAUCCAACGGAGUCUGUACAAGGGAAACCCUAAGAAGUACAGUACCUACAGGGAUGAAAGUUUCAAUGGGCUUAUUGCCCGAAUUGCACGAUCGUGUCACCGAAGAACUUGGGCCAAUGUAAUUCAUUGGAAGUGCCAAGCUUUGCAUAAGAAGAGCCAUGACUAUGUCUUAGCAGGAAAUACCUUCAAAAAAAUCUAA
Messenger RNA from Cladocopium goreaui, 2553 nucleotides. NCBI's taxonomy places the organism in Eukaryota, Dinophyceae, Suessiales, Symbiodiniaceae. The record is from the annotation of a GenBank genome assembly.